UUUCAAGCUGAUACGCAAGAGAAAAAAAAGCUUUAUAAAUGACAAGACUCGUUUGAUUUUUUUCGGAUCCAUCCCGAUAUCACUUUCUUAUACACACCAUUCAUUCACUUGUCUGAUCUUUCCCUUCAGUCCUUUUCUUAUUUUUUCCCUUAGAAUUUCUUUAUACCCUUUUUCUUCUACCUUGGCGUCUCGCAUCACCUCUUUCAUUAUUUGCAUUUUUAUUUAUCGUUUAUUCUACAAAUGUUGACUUAUAUGGAAGUCCAUCUUUACUACACCUUGCCUGUGCUCGGGCUACUGUUUUGGUUCUUGCGUCCAUUCCACUCGUCGCAGGAUAAAUUGAAAUACAUCUUUUUGUGCGCCGUGGCGUUUGGUACUGCCAGUCCCUGGGAUAAUUACAUUGUGUAUCAUCGUGCUUGGUCUUACUGCCCGGAAUGCGUCACAGCCGUGAUUGGUUACGUCCCCUUGGAAGAAUACAUGUUUUUUAUCAUCAUGACCUUGAUGACCGUCGCUUUCAGCAAUCUUGUCAUGCGUUGGCACCUUCCCGGGUUUUAUCUGAAGCCCGAAAAAUCCAUCUACUCUUCCAUGUGUGUUCGCUAUAUUCCCAUCAUUGGCUUCCUCACAGUCGGCGCUAAAGCAUGGCACCUGGCUGUGCCUGCUACGCCGCUUUUCUAUGGUAGUUGCAUCCUUUGGUAUGUGUGCCCUGUCUUGGCUUUGCUUUGGUUCGGAGCUGGUGAGUACAUUUGCCGUCGUUGGAAAGCUGUGCUUUUCUCCAUUGCGAUGCCUACCCUAUAUCUUUGCUGGGUCGAUCAAGUCGCCAUUGCUGCUGGCACCUGGGAUAUCUCUCGACGAACAAGUUCCGGAAUCAUGGUCGCGCCUCAUUUGCCUUUGGAGGAAUUCAUGUUCUUCCUUAUGAUCAAUGUCAUUCUCGUCUUUGCCACCUGUGCUAUUGACCGCGCUCAGGCCAUCCUCCAUCUGUACAAGACUCGCACCAUUGCUGCGCAUGAACGUGUCGAAUCUUCCUUCUUGUCGGAUAUGCUUGAUUUAACCUGGGCCUUUUGCCAAUGCGAUCAAGCAUUGAACAGUCGUCCAUUGAAAGAUCUUACCGUUGCUUGGGACAUCCUUCGCCAAGCUUCCUACUCGUUUUACACGGCCUCCUCCGUCUUUUCGUUCCAUGCCCGUCAAGACCUCGGUGUUCUGUAUGGUUUCUGUCGUGCUACGGAUGACUUGGCUGAUGAUGAAUCUGUGUCCGUGGAAGAUCGCAAGUCUCAAUUGGCUGCCACUCGAAAGUUUGUCCGUGAACUGUUCAGCCAGAAGACCAAUGAACCGGUGAUCAACUGGGCAGAGUACGAGGUCGUGCUUCCUGAAAGCUGUGUUGCAGCAUUUCGAUCCUUUGUACGAUUGCGUCACGUCUUGGAAGUCGAUGCUGUCGAAGAACUUCUCGAAGGCUACGAAUGGGACUUGGACCGUCGUCCGGUACAGACCGAAAAGGACCUGAUCCACUAUUCCGCUUGUGUCGCCAGCAGUGUGGGUGAAAUGUGUACCCGUAUUCUCAUGUUGUCUGAUCCGACGACUCGAUCCGACUUGUCCGUGUUCCGUUGGACCAUUGCUCGUGCACGCGAAAUGGGACUCGUCUUGCAGUAUACCAACAUUGCCCGUGAUAUUGUGACUGACAGCGAAAAAUUGGGCCGAUGCUACAUUCCUCGCGACCGGUUGACCAACGAAGAGUACAAUCUCAUUUCCACUGGUUGUGCCCGUGCCUUGGGUGAUCAACGUCUCCGGGAGCUGGCUCUCGAAUUGGUGCAUUCCGCCGAAGAAAUGUCCAAGCGUGCCGUUCAUGGUAUUGCUCGUUUACCUGCUGAUUGUCAAGGCGGUGUUCGUGCGGCUUGCAACGUCUACAGUGCCAUUGGCCAAGCACUGGAGCAAUCGCAUGGCUAUCCUACUCGCGCUCAUGUCCGAGGCUGGACCCGUGCAUGGAUUUGUUUCAAGAGUGUCUACGGUAUCGAAACCAAGUUGCCUACUUUGCUUAUGAAGAAAGUCGUCACCACCCGCAAGGGCAAAGUUCGAAGCUUCAUUGUCGAUUAAUCAUUCUUUCCCCCCAUUACAUAUUUUGUCUUUAUCAUUUUCUCAUUUCGUUUGUCGCAUUCUUGGUACCUCUUUCUCAUUGUUUUCUUUCUUCUUUUUUUAAAAAAAGUUAUACUUUAAAUAAAG
This is a messenger RNA of Radiomyces spectabilis, 2208 nucleotides long. RefSeq names its product Lycopene beta-cyclase. Bases 241 to 2082 code for a protein of 613 amino acids. Lineage: Eukaryota; Fungi; Mucoromycota; Mucoromycetes; Mucorales; Radiomycetaceae. Gene Ontology annotation, molecular function: geranylgeranyl diphosphate synthase activity; intramolecular lyase activity. The transcript is spliced from 2 exons. Gene Ontology annotation, biological process: biosynthetic process. The record is from RefSeq and is a predicted model, not a curated record.